GUGGGUGCCUUUGAGGGUACCAUGUGACAGAAGGGAGGAUAAUAACAAAAGGAACAUAUGGGGAUUUUUUUAAACCAAAAUUCAAGUGAGAAUUUGAGAGAACAAGAAAUGGAGGCAAAGUUUCAGAAUAGUUGAAGACUUCGUGGGAGAUGAGCUCAACAUCUUGCUUUGCAUUUAUGCUGUAAUGAAAGGAAAAUUUUGCUGAAGUCUUCAACCAUUUUCACCCUUUUUAAGGCUUUGGAAAUAGGGAUGCUGAUAAUGGUGUGUAAAGUUCUUCUCCAGCCAGGAUUGUUCAGAGGGUUUUGAUAUCUUCAACAGGCGGUGGUUAGGGGAAUCAAUUCGUUCAUAUAUAUUUGUUGUGCUAUGAAGGUGUUUUGGAUUAGGAGGAGUGGCCAUUGGGUCAAAACCAAAGUGAUGCUAUUUGCAUUGUUCAUUGGGAUGUGGAUGCCUUUUGGAGUGAUUGGUGUCUCUAGAAACACUAGUGUUUCCGUUUCUUCUUCUAAUCCAAGGGUGUUGAAUCUUGGAGUUCUGUUCACCCUCGAUUCGGUUAUUGGAAGGUCUGCACAGCCUGCAAUUUUAGCUGCCGUUGACGACGUCAAUGCCAAUAACAACAUUCUUCCAGGAACAAAGCUGAACUUGAUCCUACACGACACGAACUGUAGCGGAUUUCUUGGAACUGUGGAAGCCUUGCAGUUAAUGGAAGAUGAAGUGGUUGCUGCUAUUGGGCCGCAAUCUUCGGGCAUCGCUCACGUCAUUUCGCAUGUUAUUAAUGAACUUCAUAUACCGCUUCUAUCAUUUGGAGCUACAGAUCCUGCUUUGUCUGCACAACAAUACCAAUAUUUUGUUCGGACCACACAGAGUGAUUACUUCCAGAUGAAUGCAAUUGCUGAUAUGGUAGAUUAUUUUGGAUGGAGAGAGGUCGUUGCCAUUUUUGUAGAUGAUGAUAAUGGCAGGAGUGGGAUAUCGGUAUUGAGCGAUGCCUUAGCGAAGAAGCGAGCCAAGAUCUCAUAUAAGGCUGCCUUUCCUCCUGGAUCACUCAAUAGCGAAAUAAGUGAAUUGUUGGUUUCAAUAAACUUGAUGGAAUCUCGAGUUUACGUUGUACACGUCAAUCCUGACACUGGUUUAUCGGUAUUUUCGAUAGCUAAGAAACUUCAGAUGAUGGGUAGUGGUUAUGUCUGGAUCGCAACAGAUUGGCUUCCUUCUUUUCUUGAUUCUUUUGAAACAAUUAGUCCUGAGGUAAUGAAUCAGUUACAAGGUGUUCUUGCUCUUCGCCACCACACCCCCGAUGGCGAUCUGAAGAAAAACUUUGUCUCCAAGUGGAGGAAUCUAAAAUACAAGAAGAGUCCAAACUUCAACUCUUAUGCACUCUAUGCAUACGACUCUGUUUGGUUAGCAGCCCGUGCUCUCGACAUGUUUAUUAAAGAAGGUGGAAAUAUAUCCUUUUCCAACGACCCGAAGUUACGUGAAAACAAUGGAAGCAUGUUGCACUUAAAAUCCCUCCGAGUGUUUAACGGUGGUGAACAACUUCUACAGACAAUUAAGAGAACGAACUUCACAGGUAUAAGUGGGCAAAUUCAAUUUGGUGAUGAUAGAAAUUUGAUCCAUCCAGCUUAUGAUAUCCUGAACAUUGGGGGAACUGGUUCACGUAGAAUUGGUUAUUGGUCAAAUUAUUCUGGUCUGUCAACUAUUGCACCAGAAAACUUAUAUACCAAGCCUCUUAAUGCUUCCUCAACAAACCAUCUCUAUAGUGUCAUAUGGCCGGGUGAAGUAACGACCAUUCCCCGAGGAUGGGUGUUUCCACACAAUGGGAAACCAUUACAAAUUGUAGUACCUAACCGAGUGAGUUAUAAAGCCUUUGUGUCUAAAGACCAGAACCCUCCAGGUGUUAAAGGAUAUUGUAUAGAUGUGUUUGAAGCUGCCAUAAACUUGUUGCCUUAUCCAGUUCCUCGCAUAUAUAUAUUAUAUGGAGAUGGAAAAGACACUCCUGAGUACAACGAUCUUGUAUAUGAAGUUUCACAGAAUAAAUAUGAUGCAGUUGUUGGAGAUAUUACUAUUGUAACGAAUAGGACGAAGAUUGUAGACUUCACACAGCCAUUUAUGGAGUCGGGACUUGUUGUAGUUACUGUCGUCAAAGAGGAGAAGUCCAGUCCAUGGGCUUUUCUCAGGCCGUUUACUAUUCAAAUGUGGGUUGUCACUGCAAUAUUCUUUAUUUUUGUUGGAGCAGUUGUCUGGAUUCUUGAGCACCGGACUAAUGAAGAGUUCCGUGGUCCGCCGAGGCAACAACUAAUUACAAUAUUUUGGUUUAGUUUCUCAACGAUGUUCUUUUCUCACAAGGAAAACACUGUAAGCACCCUCGGACGGUUGGUGCUGAUAAUAUGGCUCUUUGUUGUGUUAAUUAUCAACUCGAGCUACACAGCUAGUUUGACGUCGAUCUUAACAGUGCAACAGUUAACGUCAAAGAUUGAAGGGAUUGAUAGCUUAAUCUCUAGCACAGAUGCCAUUGGAGUUCAAGAAGGGUCAUUUGCAUUGAAUUAUUUGAUUGAUGAGCUCAAUAUAGCAGCAUCUAGGAUCGUUAAACUGAAAAAUCAGGAGGAAUAUGUUGAUGCUCUUCGGCGUGGACCGGGAAAUGGCGGAGUUGCUGCAAUUGUUGACGAGCUUCCUUACGUUGAGCUUUUUUUGGCUGGUACCAAUUGCAUAUUCAGGACAGUUGGACAAGAGUUCACCAAAAGCGGGUGGGGAUUUGCAUUCCAAAGGGACUCUCCUCUUGCAGUUGAUUUGUCAACAGCCAUUCUUCAACUCUCAGAGAAUGGUGAUCUUCAAAAGAUCCACGACAAAUGGCUCUCAAGAACCGAGUGUUCGAUGAGCCUAAACCAAGUCGACGUAAACCAACUAUCACUGAGAAGCUUUUGGGGAUUGUUCCUAAUUUGUGGCAUUGCCUGCUUUGUUGCUCUUUCCAUAUUCUUCUUUCGAGUACUAUUCCAAUACCGAAGAUUUACCCCGGAAACCCAGCCUGAAGUCGGGGAAAUUGAACCUGUUAGGACGAGACGCCUUAGUCGUACAACCAGCUUCAUGCACUUUGUAGAUAAAAAAGAAGCAGAAGUCAAAGGCAAGCUUAAAAGAAAAUCCAGUGAUAACAAACAAGCUAGCCAGAGCUCAGAGGGCCACCCUGAUUCACCUCCUUGAUUUAUGGGAAGCGUAGAUAUUCACGUUUAUGUUUUCAACCGCUCUUAUUUAUAUUUACUUCUCUACAAUUAUUUUAUGAAGCCUAGCAUGUUUUAAAUUACACUUAUUUUAUAUUUAGUUUUGUGUUUCUAAUCACAACUUCGUGAAUUUGACACUUUUAUAAAAAGUAAUAAACUACAGCUCACUGGCUUAUUAGCUCGUC
Benincasa hispida (wax gourd) is the source of this 3385-nucleotide messenger RNA. RefSeq names its product glutamate receptor 3.4-like. NCBI's taxonomy places the organism in Eukaryota, Viridiplantae, Streptophyta, Magnoliopsida, Cucurbitales, Cucurbitaceae. Gene Ontology annotation, biological process: G protein-coupled receptor signaling pathway. Gene Ontology annotation, cellular component: membrane. Gene Ontology annotation, molecular function: G protein-coupled receptor activity; ligand-gated monoatomic ion channel activity. The record is from RefSeq and is a predicted model, not a curated record.